This is a messenger RNA of Lagenorhynchus albirostris (white-beaked dolphin), 1218 nucleotides long. RefSeq names its product pancreatic lipase related protein 3 (gene PNLIPRP3). Lineage: Eukaryota; Metazoa; Chordata; Mammalia; Artiodactyla; Delphinidae. Gene Ontology annotation, molecular function: carboxylic ester hydrolase activity; lipase activity; protein binding. Gene Ontology annotation, biological process: lipid metabolic process. The record is from RefSeq and is a predicted model, not a curated record.
UUAAUUUCUUUUCACCUGAAACAGGAAAUCAGUGCAGCUAAUUAUUUAACUCUCCAAGCCUCACACUUCGGAACAGACAAGAUCACCCAUAUCAACAUACCUGGAUGGAAAUCAGAUGGCAAUGGCAGCAAGACGUGCAAUGUGUUCCUAAAAGUAGAAGAUGUGAACUGCAUUAAUUUACACUGGAUUAAUGGUUUGCUGAAAUAUAUCCACGCUGUAAGCAAUGUCCGUGCUGUUGGUGCUGAGAUAGCUUAUUGUAUUGAUGUUCUUGUGAAAAAAUUUGGAUAUUCCCCUUCUAAAGUGCACUUGAUUGCGCAGCUUGGGGCUCAUCUGGCUGGGGAAGCCGGGUCAAGGACGCCAGGCCUUGGAAGGAUAACUGGGUUGGACCCAACUGGGCCAGGUUUCCACAGCACUCUAAAUGAAGUCAGGCUGGACCCCUCAGAUGCCAACUCUGUUGAUGUUAUUCAUACAAAGGAAGUUCGCUUCCUCUUCGAGCUUGGUGUUGGAACUAUUAAUGCUUGUGGCCACCUUGACUUUUACCCAAAUGGAGGGAAGCACAUGCCAAGAUGUGAAGAUUUAAUUACACCUUUAUUUAAAUUUGAUGUCAAUAUUUACAAGGAAGAGAUGUUUUCCUUCUCUGAUUGCAACCAUGCCCGAAGUCAUCGCUUUUAUGCUGAAAGCAUUCUCAAUCCCGAUGCAUUUAUUGCUUAUCCUUGUAGAUCCUACAAAUCUUUCAAAGCAGGAAAUUGCUUCCGUUGUCACAAGGAAGGUUGCCCAAUUAUGGGUCAUUUUGCUGAUAGAUUUCACUUCAAAAAAAUGAAGGCUAAUAGAUCGUAUUAUGUUUUAAACACAGGGACUCUUUCCCCAUUUUCCCGUUGGAGGCACAAAGUGUCUGUCAAACUUGAUGGAAACAAUGUCACUCAAGGAAGCAUGUUUCUCCAUGUAGGUGGAACAACAGAGAAGACAGGGGAGUUUGGGGUUGUCAGUGGAACACUGAAGCCAGGCAUGACUUAUACAAAUUUAAUUGAUGCAGACAUUAACAUUGGAAACAUUGCAAGUAUUGAGUUCAUUUGGAAGGAGCUUUCAUUUGAACAUUCUCAGAAUAAGCUGGGAGCAGAAAUGGUGAUAGAUAUAUCUGGAAAAUAUGGAUAUGAAUCUGCCUUCUGUAGCUAGAACUUUGUAGGACCUAAUAUUGCCCAGAUCCUGAAACCAUGCUAA